Molecule: messenger RNA, 1847 nt
Organism: Lolium rigidum
Lineage: Eukaryota; Viridiplantae; Streptophyta; Magnoliopsida; Poales; Poaceae
Product: double-stranded RNA-binding protein 6
Exons: 3
Coding region: 24-1529 (501 amino acids)
Molecular function (GO): double-stranded RNA binding
Source: RefSeq, a predicted model, not a curated record
GGUACGAGUGGCAGGCGGCGGCGAUGUAUAAGAACCAGCUCCAGGAGCUGGCGCAGCGGAGCUGCUUCAACCUGCCGGCGUACACGUGCCUGCGGGAGGGGCCGGACCACGCCCCGCGGUUCAAGGCGGCGGUGAGCUUCAACGGGGAGCAGUUCGAGAGCCCCGGGUUCUUCACCACGCUCCGCCAGGCCGAGCAUGCCGCCGCCGAGGUCGCCCUCGCCGCGCUCGCCCGGCGCGGCCCCUCCUACUCCCUAGCCGCCCGCAUCCUGGAUGAAACAGGGGUUUACAAAAACCUUCUGCAGGAAGUUGCUCAGAGAGUGGGGGCACCGCUGCCAUCAUAUACAACAGAGCGGUCUGGCCUUGGUCAUCUGCCAGUUUUCACAUGCACAGUAGAGUUAGCCGGGAUCACAUUUACAGGUGAUCAUGCUAAGAAUAAGAAACAAGCUGAAAAGAAUGCUGCUUCGGCAGCCUGGUCUUCACUCAAACAAUUGGCACGAGAGGAAGCCAAUUCAACCAAUGAAUCAGAUAACAAUGAUGAGCAGGAGCAGAUCAGGAUUGCCCGAGCUCUUCUCAACUAUCGCCUGAAGGAAAAGAUCGCUAUGGCCAAUAAUCCCUAUGCUUCACCAUUUCCCAAGAAAUUCCCCAUGCAACCAGAGAGGAAGCCUUGUUUUGCUCAAUCCUCUCAGUCUAGUUACUCGAAGAUACUUCCUCUAUUCCGGCCAAAGUCUACUUCGAAAUCCAGACCAGAGUCACCAGCAGUGACCGAUGGAGCAUCACAAUCACCUUUCUGGCCGAUGGAAAGCUCUAAUUCAAGGCCAAGGUUUCCGGCAGCACAGGCAGCUCCUUAUGUCCCAGUUGGGCACUACCGUAUGCCUUGCCAUAGCAUGGCUCCUCCAGUCACAGUCAGGAGCUCUAUCCCUGUCUUCUCUGCUCCACCUCUCCCACCUCCAAGUGGACGCACACAGCAGCUUCCUCCCCUGCUGAGCAACCCGCCGCCGAUUCGGAUGGCAUCCCCGGUUCGCAUGAGGCCAGCUUCUCCACUCUUUGCUCCCCCUUCGGGUCCAGUUCAGCGUCCGAGACCUGUGAUGUCUGUUCAGCUGAGGGAUGUGCAACAGAAACCAUCACCUGUGAUCCCUGUUCAGGUAAAGGAUGCUCAACACCAACUGUUUAAGGGAUCGGCGUUGUCUGCGUUUCCCGUUCAGAUGAAGGAUGUGCAGCCCCAACCAGCAAAGGAACCACUGUCACUUGGUAAGGGCGCACCACCUGCAGUUUCAUUGCCAGCAACAACAAGGCCUCCGGUUAAGAUCGAGGCUCCAGUUCAAGUGAAGGCCGCUUCACAGGUAGUCGCCACUGAAGUCCCAUCCCCUGCUGCUGCUGCUGCUGCUUCUACCGUGGCUGCUGAACGCGCGACCUCAGCAGACCUUCUCCCAGCAAGCCAGUCGACGGCUGCCGAUGCUGACAACGGUGAAGUGGAUGUAGCUGAAGCUGAAGCACUGGAGGACAUCAUCAAGCAUCUCGAGAUAAAAUGAGUCUCCUUCUCUCAGAUUUUGUAAUUAGCUGCCUCCUGUGCACAUUCCUUUCUCUUUAGUUUUGCAAUGCGUCGGUUCAGAUUAGAGGCUCCUGGGCAAGCUGCAUUCUGGUAGGGACGCCGUAGCUUUUUGUUCAGAAACAAAUGAUGCAGUGGUUAGGUAGUUUGCCCGGUUGCUUGGAGAUGGUUAUAGAAGUACUUCCCUGGAUAUGGCAGUUGGUGGUUGGACACCCCCAAUGAUGAGGUGGAUUCUGUGUGCCUCUAGGGAAGGAUUAUGAGGUGGCAAUUACAUCAUAAAUUUGGUAAUUAUUACUGUCGA